GGGGGUGGUAAACAGUACAGAGGGCCAGUCAGGGAUAGGAGAGAAGAAGAAAAACAGGAGACAAAAAAAGGAAAACGGUUAAAGGGAAGAAAGAGGUAAAGAACCGAAAGAGUAAGUCACUGUGCUUGAGGAAGGAAGUCAGGAGGAAGCAUGGGGUCAGAGAAGAGCCCAGCGGGGUCUGGUGCAGGGCAGAAUAAGGCCAAGCCAGGUCGAAGAGUCUCAGGUGCCGAGGGAAGCCACACAUGCUGCGGCUGCCGCUUCCCACUGCUCAUCGCCCUGCUGCAGCUGCUACUGGGCAUCGCCAUCACAGUCGUGGCCUUCCUCAUGACCACCAUCAGCCCCUCUCUGCUGGCCAGGGAGACCCCACAUUGGGCUGGAAUUAUUUUAUGCAUUGUAUCUGUCCUGGGCUUUGUGCUCUAUUUCAUCACCUAUCUGCCUGAUGAGAGGACCUACACACAGUUCAUCAUAAAGCUUAUGUACUUCAUCCUGUGUUCAGUGGGGCUAGUCAUCUCCAUUAUAGUAAUUGCCUUCCAAGGCCACCACUACUCUUUGACCAAUGGCUUCAUAUGCAGGGAGACAAACCAAGACUGUAUCUGCACACUGGAGCCAGAGGACCCCAUCGCACGCACCUUCACCUACGCCGAGGUGACAGACUGCACUGCCGUCACAAGCACUCUCAUGAUGUACUACCUGCUGCAGAUGGUGUUGAAUCUGGCUCAGGCUAUCGUCUGCUUGCUAGGAGCUUUCAUCAUGUGGAAGCACCGCUAUCAAGUGUUCUUUGUGGGCUUGCAGAUGGGUUCACCCACCACUCAGCAAUGGCAGAAGGUUUAAGAGUACGGCAAGGGACAAAGGCACUGGGAGAAGGGACAAAAUGUUCUUCUGGAAGCAAAACGUGCUUCAGUUGAGUGUUUUGUGUGUUGAGGGAAAGUCCAGAAUUUCCCACAGCAUGUCUGUUUGGUGUGGGUACAGAUGAAGAUAUAUUUUGCAUGGCGUGGCAGUAGCAUACUGUACUGCGGUUGCAAAUUACAGUUUCCUGUCCUUUUUUAGGGCUUCUGUAUUUUUCUGUAAUGGCGUCUGGACAUUUCCACUGAUAUAAAUGUAUACUUGCUCUUGCCAUGCCAAGAAGGAUAUUCUUAUCUAACAGGCUGUAUGUGUGAUCCAACAGGACAGCUGUCAUUCUGAGAGAGCUACAUAUUCACUCUGUUUGCAUAGGAUUUGCAUAUCAGACUGAUGGCCUGAAUAGGUAGCAAUUAUAUGACAAUCCCCAUUGUUACCUUCUCAACAAAAAAGUAUUGAUAAAAGUUCCAUCAGGUGGUGGUGCUCAGAAAGGUGUCCUCCAUUUUAGUUUGUUCUAGUCACUAUUGUUAUAGUUAAUAUUUAUUUAUUAACUUAAGUAAAAGGGCCACUUGAAUUAAAAUGGUUACUUGAAUCACACUAACGUGUGUCAGGUGUUUUUUUAAGAAGUUUUCCAUUUCUUAAUCCAAAACUAAUCCAUAGAUCAUGCCAUCUUAAAUCUAACUGUGGUUUUAAUGGAGUUUUACAGCAACAUGUUUUAAUAUUGCGAUAUCAAUUCUGUAUCUUUGUUGACUAUGUCCCGAUAUUGCAGUGUAUAUGAUUUUAUUUGCUUUUUGUAACCGGGAGCCGCCCUUUAUACUUUUUUAUAUGUCACAUUUAGAUGAAUAUUACAUUGUUUUACUGACAGCUGCACACUUUUUUUGUAUUAUUUUGGUUUGCUUACAAAUGACAUUUAAUCUCUUUCAUUGUUUAACAGUCAAAAGCAAACUGUCUUUAAUCUGCUUUAGUUACAGUCAUUGCUUAAACUUGCUUAUUGCCAUUAAUAAAUAUAAGAUCACUAACAGAAAUAGUCCUGCACACAGAGUGGCAGUUGUAAAUCAUGUCCAGUAAACGGACAGGCUUGUGGUCUAAAGUCUUUGCUUACACAGUGGAUAAACAGCACUACUGUCAGCAGCAGAGACAUGGGGUCAGAAGGGGGGUCAGAGGGGGUACUCAGACACACAACAGGUCAUUGUCUGAUCACUGCUUUUACACCAAGUUCUUGUUACAUAAAUGACAAAUACAGAACUGACCAGGUUUAACAAUCUAUCAUGUAACAAACAUCUGAAGAGCAUUUGAUGAUUUGUACUAGUGCAGGAGUUGAACAGAGUGUGUACCAAAGUGUCUUUUUGCAGACAGUGUAUGAUUUUUGAAGUUUGACACUUGUAGAAAGAGGAGUAUUUAGAGCGUGUGCUAUAUGCUUGAGAUAAAAAAAAAAAAAAAACAAGCUCCGAA
Molecule: messenger RNA, 2289 nt
Organism: Tachysurus fulvidraco (yellow catfish)
Lineage: Eukaryota; Metazoa; Chordata; Actinopteri; Siluriformes; Bagridae
Gene: sspn
Product: sarcospan (Kras oncogene-associated gene)
Exons: 3
Coding region: 151-831 (226 amino acids)
Cellular component (GO): dystrophin-associated glycoprotein complex; sarcolemma
Source: RefSeq, a predicted model, not a curated record